UUAUUAAAAAGCACACGAAAUUUAUUCAAAAAGUACAACGUACAGUUACCAUCAUCAGAAGUACUGCCCUCAAUGUCAUCAGAUGCAGAAAGUUUGCAAGCUAGAUGGUCUGAUAUCCAAAAAGCGUAUGAAGUAGACACUCAUACACCUCUAGUUUUUCGAAGUCUUUACAAAUUAAAGGAUUAUUACUUUUCACCUUUACAGCACAAUGCUAUGAAAGUUAAAAUUGCAGCACAGACACUCAGCAGAAGCAGUUCAGUAUAUAUUUACCAGUUAGUUCAAAAAGACAUACAUCCAGCACGAGCAAUGGCAACAGCAUGUUUUAUUGCAUUAAUAGAUGAAUUAUUUAAUAGUUGUAAUGGGAGUGCAAUAACUGCCCCUGACGGCAAGCCGUAUAAAUGUCAAGUUACGAGCAAUACAGGACACAAUGAAUUUUGGGAUUUAACAAGGACCAGAAUAGAGCAAUAACGAUUUUUGAGGA
Onthophagus taurus is the source of this 481-nucleotide messenger RNA. Lineage: Eukaryota; Metazoa; Arthropoda; Insecta; Coleoptera; Scarabaeidae. The record is from RefSeq and is a predicted model, not a curated record.